Molecule: messenger RNA, 144 nt
Organism: Phytophthora nicotianae INRA-310
Lineage: Eukaryota; Oomycota; Peronosporomycetes; Peronosporales; Peronosporaceae
Exons: 3
Coding region: 1-144 (47 amino acids)
Source: RefSeq, a predicted model, not a curated record
AUGGCCAAUCCCGUCCUUACGACUUCUCUCGGACGAGACGUCGUGGAGUUCGUUUCACUAGUGUAUACACCGGAGACCGAGGAAGCCGGAUUUGCGAAUAGCAAGGCCUACCACUGUGGCUUACCGGAAAAGCGCCCUUUCUAG